Molecule: messenger RNA, 1723 nt
Organism: Gavia stellata (red-throated loon)
Lineage: Eukaryota; Metazoa; Chordata; Aves; Gaviiformes; Gaviidae
Gene: RBM45
Product: RNA binding motif protein 45
Exons: 10
Coding region: 1-1506 (501 amino acids)
Molecular function (GO): RNA binding
Source: RefSeq, a predicted model, not a curated record
AUGUUGUCUCCCCGGCGGAAAGGGCGCUGCGGCCGUUCCUCGCCGGCCCCCGAGAAAAGCCAGCGGUCCCCGGCGGCCCGGGAGCCCGGCGGCCCUGCUAUGGAGGAGGGCAGCGGCUUCCGCCUCUCGGCCGAAUGCCUGGACGAGCCGCCCAACAGCCGCGUCUUCGUGGUGCUGGGCAAGGACACCGGGGAGGCGCUGAUCCGGGAGCGCUUCGCACCCUUUGGGGACAUCCAGAACAUCUGGCUCCUGCGGGACAAGCGCACCAACGAGUCCCGCGGCAUCGCCUUCAUCAAGUUCGCCCGCAGCUCGCAGGCCUGCCGGGCCAUGGAGGAGAUGCACGGCCGCAGCCUGGUCCCCGACACCAAGCCCAUCAAGGUAUUUAUUGCACAGUCAAGAGCUUCUGGAAGCCACCGAGAUGUUGAAGAUGAGGAACUUACACGAAUCUUUGUUAUGAUACCAAAAUCCUAUACAGAGGAAGAUCUGCGAGAGAAGUUUAAGAUGUAUGGAGACAUUGAAUACUGCAGCAUUAUUAAAAACAAGACUACUGGAGAAAGUAAAGGUUUGGGCUAUGUGCGGUAUUUAAAACCAUCACAAGCUGCCCGAGCAAUUGAAGAGUGUGAUCGAAGCUACAGGGCCAUUUUGGCUGAACCUAAAAAUAAGUCAUCUGAGUCUUUUGAACAUGAUUAUUAUAGUAAUAACACGAGGCAAGAACCAAGAGGAAAUACACUUCCGUUUUGUGGGCAGCCAGAGUUUUGUAGUUUUGAAAAAAAUGAGAGCAGAACUCAAGAGUCAGUCUCCAAACGUCUGUCAGUGGUAUCACGGCUUCCCUUUAUCCAAGAGCAGCUGUUUGCCCUCUUUGAUCUGGUCCCAGGACUGGAAUACUGUGAUGUUCAGCGAGAUCCUCAUACCAAUAGUGGGUAUGCUGUGAUUCAGUACAGUACUGCUGCCUCAGCUAUAUAUGCCAAGUAUAAAUUACAUGGUUUUGAGUAUCCUCCUGGAAAUCGAUUAACUGUCAUUUUCCUAGAAGAUGGGAGUGAUAGCUCAGACCUCAUCAGAAAAAUGGCAACACAGCUGGUAACAGCACAUGUGUCAUCAGUGUUGCGGAAUAACAAUGCUAUUGUUCAGCAGUAUAGGACACCUCCUCAGGCAUUUGGAGGAACUUCUGGCUCACAGUUACUUCAGCCCCAAACAGAUGCCAUACUUCCACCACACAAAAAAAAAGUUCCACCUGACACUUCGGUGAAGGAAAGGCUUUUCAUACUUUUUCAUCCCCAUCCUUUACCUGUAAAUGUAUUGGAGGAUGUGUUCUGUCGUUUUGGACACUUGAUAAAAGUUUACCUUGUGGCUGGAAAAAAUGUGGGCUAUGCAAAAUUUGCAGACAGAGCAAGUGCCAGUGAUGCCAUAACUGCGUUACAUGGCAAGAUUGUGAAUGGUGUCAGGCUAAAAGUAAGGUUGGCAGACUCACCUACAGAAGAAUCCAACAAACGUCAGAGAACAUAUUGAGCAGAAACUAAAUAAUGACAUGACCCUCAGCUAGCUGACUGACUGACUGAAAACGUGACUAGACAUGGUUCGUGUGGACAGUGACAGCUUUUUUUUUUUAAUUGUUACUUAGUUGAUCUUCUCUUUCUAUAUAUAUGGUACUUCCUGGUUUUGAAAAUGCAGACAUGCAGUUUUGAGAAUCAUCUAGGCAUUAAAAAUUGUAAACUGGUGGUUGUUC